CUAAACACGGAGUUGGUUGGACGGUCAGAGCUUCAGUCAGUGUGCUGCUUAAAGCUAAUGAGCAGCAGCAGUAAUGGCUGUGGACUCAGAGCCAAGCGGCGGUUCGUUACCUGUAGCUGGAAUAGUGAUAGCAGUAGUGUCAAGUUUCAUCAAUGGGUCGACAUUUGUGCUUCAAAAAAAGGGAAUAUUACGCUCCCGCGACAGAGGAGGCUCGUACCUCACAGAUGUGGUGUGGUGGUCUGGGACAUUGUCCAUGGCUGUCGGUCAAAUUGGGAAUUUCCUGGCGUACAAUGUGGCCCCUGCUGUGAUAGUGACACCACUGGGAGCCCUGGGAGUGUUGUUUGGGGCUGUGCUGGCCUCUUGGAUCUUGAAGGAGAAUUUAAAUAUCCUGGGAAAGCUUGGCUGUGUGUUAUGUUGCUGUGGCUCCGUUGUGCUCAUCAUUCAUGCCCCUAAAGCAGAGGCUGUAACGUCGAGACUGGAGUUAGAGGAGAGGCUAUUUGACCCAGUGUUUGUGCUUUAUGCCCUCUUGGUGGUCCUGCUGCUGGUCGUACUAAUCGUGUGGAUUGCUCCAGCUCACGGCUCAUCAAACAUCAUGGUGUACGUUGCCAUAUGUUCCCUCUUGGGAAGCUUCACCGUUCCGAGCAGCAAAGGACUUGGUCUCGCUGCACAGGACGUCUUUGGAGAAGGGCCCCCGAGCAGCAGAGCUGUGGCUCUCUUCCUGGGCUUGCUGGGCACGUUGGCCGUCAGCAUCCUGAUACAGUUUGUCUUCAUCAACAAGGCCUUGGAGUGUUUCAGCUCCAACACCUUCGAAGCCAUAUACUAUGUGACCUUCACGUCCACUGUAAUUCUUGCUUCUGCUCUUCUCUUCAAGGAGUGGACUGCACUAACUUUAACUGACAGUCUUGGCAUGCUUUGUGGUCUGGCGACAGUGUGUGUCGGAGUCGUUUUGCUCCGCAUUUCCCAAGAGGCUUUGAUCACUUGGAAGAAGAAGACUGAUUGAGAUGCCUUCGUAUGACUUGUGCCAAACUGCAUUUCUUAUACCACUAUGAGAGAUUUGUCCUGUGAGUUUAAGUGACCAAAGCAACAGUAUAUUUAUUAUAACUACUUUCACCAACAUUAUACUUGAAUCCUUGCAGUUCCUUGUGAACAGUUCUUAGUUACUAUGUAAUAAUAAUCAUUCCUUUUUUAAUUUUUAUUAAUAUUCACAACUGCAACACUCAUCAUGUGACCGUCACUGCCCCUUUAGCAGCUUUCAAACGGCACACUCAAAUAUAGCUUGGGGAGCAGUUAAUUUGUCAACUUCACACACUAAUGUAAAGCAAACACUGGUGCUUGGUUAAACAGGAACUGAAAAUAAUUCAGUUUACUCUCAUGUAGAGUGUUACCUUGAAGGCUUUAAUGUUCUGCUAUCGCUGGACUGUAUCAGUGUGGAGUCGCCUACACUUUGACUUAUUCAGUGUGCCUCUGAAUUAUUCAGUGUCAUUUCAGAAGCAGUGUCUUUAGUGCCGGACUUGUGUAGAAGAUGACUAUCAACAAUGACUGAAUCUUUUAAUGGAGGGAUUUGGAAAGCUGAUAUGACAAAUAUGAACUUUUGCUCUGGAGCCACUAGCUGUUCUGUCAUGAUGUGUUGCGCCUUCAUGUUAUUAACAAGUAAUUAAAACAUAAUUUGGAUUAUUAUGGAUUUUUUAUGUACAUUAUUUAACCGUUUACACUCAUUUCUGUAACAGCAUGUGUCAGCUUUGGGCUGGCUUCGGUGAGUCUUUGUCAUACAGAAGUGUGAUUAAGAUGAAGAAUCUAACUAACUAAAUCAAACUACUUACAUAUCACCUGUAAAAUAUUUUGGCUUUCCUCAUACCAGAUCUUUAAUACACAGCCAGGUUUUUGGAGAAAGAAAAAAACUAACUCAGGGUAUUAUUUAUAAUAACUUUACUUAUUAUUAUUAUUAUUAUUAUUAUAUUUACAAUAACUCAAUUAAUUUAGUAAGUCGUUUGACUCACUGUUAUUAAACUAAUAAGUUGAAUGUCCCACACAUUUUGGAAAUGUUUAUGGUUUUGAAUAAACAAGCAUUUUCUAAUCCC
Molecule: messenger RNA, 2078 nt
Organism: Morone saxatilis (striped sea-bass)
Lineage: Eukaryota; Metazoa; Chordata; Actinopteri; Moronidae
Gene: nipa1
Product: NIPA magnesium transporter 1
Exons: 5
Coding region: 74-1000 (308 amino acids)
Biological process (GO): magnesium ion transport
Cellular component (GO): membrane
Molecular function (GO): magnesium ion transmembrane transporter activity
Source: RefSeq, a predicted model, not a curated record